AGUGACUCAGUGCUAUGCAUACUGUAUGCACACAUUCACAUACCUGAGCUCUCACACAAAUCACCUGUACACCUGGAAAGGAUCAGCACACUCACACACAGGUAAUUGAAUAUCUCCUACCUAAUCCUUGGCUGCUGUAGCUGAACUGUGCGCCUUAAAGGGCGUGGACCAAUGUGCUCAAAGGAUGGAAGUGGGAGAAAAUGGGGACUUUCUGGAUCUCAGUUUCUUGACGGGGGAGGAGCAAAAAACGAUCACACAGGUUCUUGAGCGAGACACACAACUUAAGGAAAAGGAUGAGCAACGUGUACGCAAACUUCGAUCAUGCGUAUCAGAUCCUUCUGCUCUAAAACGUCUUUCAGGAGAUUGGUUCAGUGAUGUAAGGUCAUCCCGUCCUUGGGGUCAAGUUGGUGGUGUUGAUAUUGUGAGAGCUUCAAUCAGGAGAAAGAAGAAGACCAGAGCUGAAUGGGACCACAACUGGGGUUAUGAUGAUGCAGAAGUGAAUGGGAAUUAUGAGAGUGAAACAUCUGAUGAGGAUGAAAUACAGAAAUCUGAGACCAGGCUGCCCAGUGACCUGUCGGCACAAGAACUGUCUGAUGACAUACAGGAUGGGAGCACUUCCCAAGAUGGGGAAGAAAACAGUACACCAGAUCCCAUCCCAAUGCGCCGUCGUAUCCCUAGUUUGGGAGAACUUGACAUGGAAGAAAUACAUUUAUCGCCAAUAUUUCUGAUAUCAGAGGAAAAUCACAGUGAAAAUAACCUGUUACAACAGAAGAGCCUAGAAGGGGAUGGACAUAGGAACCUCGGUUAUAGUCCAUCGGUGCCAACUCUGGGAAAUAAAUCUCUCUCUGGCAGCAUGAUGAGCCUGUUCAGCGCAGGUGAAAUCCAUUCCCUAGAAGUCCAAGGAUGGAUCCAGUUUUCUCUUCAAUAUGAUUCACCCAAGAAGGAGCUGAGAAUCCUGGUUAUACAGUGCAGGGAUCUGACAGCAGCCCAUAGCCAAACCUCAAACCCUUAUGUGAAAUGUUAUUUACUACCUGAUAAAUCUGUACAAGGCAAGAGAAAAACAAAGGUAAAGAAGAAGACCCUGGAUCCGCUGUUCAAUGAGACUCUGAAGUACAAACUUGAAAGAUCAGAGAUACAAAGUCGUUUUCUAAACCUGUCUGUGUGGCAUCGGGGAUCAUUGGCCCGGAACGCUUUCCUAGGAGAGGUGGAACUGGAUCUUGCAAUCUGGGACUGGACCCAAACUCAGCCAGCCUGGCACAACCUUCAGCCAAGGACUCCACUCUCACCAGAAUUUUUAUAUAGUCGGGGGAGGCUUAACUUGGCGGCCAAAUUUACUCCUCAGGGAGCAGAAGGUUUAGGUAUUCCACCUUCUGGAGAACUUCACAUUUGGGUAAAGGAAGCGCAGCAGCUUGUUCCUCAUAAAGCUGGACAAGUCAGCUCUUAUGUAAAAUGUUGUGUACUCCCAGAUGACAAUCCAUCCAGUAUUCAACGCACAAGAGUAAUUUCACGUAGUCUACGACCAAUGUACAAUCAUACAAUGGUAUAUGACGGUUUCCGUUCAGAGGACUUGUCUGAAGCCUGCGUUGAGUUCACAGUCUGGGACCAAGGAACAAUGUCUAGUAAACCACUAGGAGGUAUUCGUCUCAGCAUAGGCAAAGGUAAUAGUUAUGAGGUCCCUGUGAGCUGGAUGGAUUCUACAGAACAGGAGAAGAAAUUCUGGCAAUUGGUCAUAAGCAGACCAGGAGAAUGGUUAGAAGUAACACUGCCAUUAAGACAGAAUCUAACUCCUCGUUAACAUGCUGGUAGUUGUGGCAUGAAAUACCAUUUCUGAUUCAACACACAAACUUACCAUGCCUUACAAUGAAACACAAAGUGAAUUUUUAAACCAAAAGGACUUUUGAAAGAUUUUAUGCUGUCCGUGGGAUUUAUAUUCCUUUGGAAACUAUAUUUAAACUGAUAAACAGGUUAUGACCGUUAGAUUGGAACUCCAUGAUUCCAACUUAAUCCAAAGUAGAAUAGGAUAAUCAUCACAGAAGCACUGCCAUUAACAAAUACAGAUGUAGUAAAACCUAUGUCAUAAUAGCAAUAAAAGUUGCAGACUUUUAUUUUAUGUGUGUGUUUUAGGACUGUUCUAGUUAUGUAUAGAUAGCCAUGUGACUAUGUUUGAGAUGUAAAAGCUAUUAUUUAAAAAAAAAAAAAA
Rana temporaria (common frog) is the source of this 2200-nucleotide messenger RNA. It is a transcript of the gene SYTL1, whose product is annotated as synaptotagmin like 1. Gene Ontology annotation, molecular function: small GTPase binding; neurexin family protein binding. The coding region runs from base 185 to 1795 and encodes 536 amino acids. NCBI's taxonomy places the organism in Eukaryota, Metazoa, Chordata, Amphibia, Anura, Ranidae. Gene Ontology annotation, cellular component: plasma membrane; exocytic vesicle. The record is from RefSeq and is a predicted model, not a curated record. The transcript has 15 exons. Gene Ontology annotation, biological process: intracellular protein transport; exocytosis.